Mauremys reevesii (Reeves's turtle) is the source of this 708-nucleotide messenger RNA. RefSeq names its product olfactory receptor 52E2-like. The record is from RefSeq and is a predicted model, not a curated record. Gene Ontology annotation, molecular function: olfactory receptor activity; G protein-coupled receptor activity. Gene Ontology annotation, biological process: G protein-coupled receptor signaling pathway. The transcript has 2 exons. NCBI's taxonomy places the organism in Eukaryota, Metazoa, Chordata, Testudines, Geoemydidae. Bases 1 to 708 code for a protein of 235 amino acids. Gene Ontology annotation, cellular component: membrane.
AUGGGGAACUUCAACAUCCUCUUCAUUGUCAAGAGGGAGCUGAGCCUCCAUAAGCCCAUGUGCUAUUUCCUCUGCAUGCUGGCCGUCACUGAUCUUUUACUAUCUACAUCAACUGUUCCGAAAACGCUGAGCAUCUUCUGGUUCAGUUCCAGGGAGAUAGAUUUCAGUGCCUGCCUCACCCAGAUGUACUUCGUUCAGUGCUUCUCAGUGAUGGCGUCUGGAAUCCUUGUGGCCAUGGGUUUUGAUCGCUAUGUGGCUAUUUGCCAUCCCCUGAGAUAUUCCACCAUCCUGACAAAUGCUGUGGUGGCCAAGAUCGGCCUGGCCGUGGUGCUGCGCAGUGGUUUGCUUGCAUUGCCCAAUCCUAUCCUGGCGAGGCAGUGGCCAUAUUGCAGAACCAAAAUCAUCCCCCACACGUACUGUGAGGGCAUAGCUGUGUUGAAGGUUGCAUGCGCUGACAUACGGGACGUCCAGCUCAAGGCUUUUAGGACCUGUGGCUCCCACCUCUUUGUCUUCUUAACAUUUUGCAUCCCAUCUUUGUUCUCCAUCAUCACGCACCGGUUUGGCCAGAAUGUCCCCCUGCACUCCCAUGUUCUCAUUGCUAACAUGUACGUCCUGGGGCCUCCCAUGCUGAACCCCAUCAUCUACGGGGUGAUGACCAAACAGAUCAGAAACAGGUUGCUCUGGUUCUUCACUCAUAAAGGGACCUAA